CUGUACGUGCGUCUGCGUGACGUCAUCACGCACAACCAUCUGCUGGGCUUUGACAAACAGAGGAAGAGUGGAGAAACAGAGGACAUGCUAUAAAAUAAAAUAAAAUAAAAUAAAAUAACUAAAACGCUACAGUUUCAAAGGCACGAGCUCAUUUGCAGACAUGGACAGCGGACAGUAUGCUUACGCCCGGGAGUACUUCGAUCGCUUUGUCCAGAGUCAGGACUCCUCGGUCGUGAAUAAGUUCCAGCAGAGAUACUGGAAGACCAAACAGACGCUGAUUAAAGUGACGGGGAAGAAAGAGGACGAGCAUGUGGUCGCGUCGGACGCAGACCUCGAUGCCAAGCUGGAGGUUUUCCACUCGGUGCAGAGGACAUGCAUGGAGCUCCUCAAAGUGAUAGAACAAUACCAGAGGAGAAUCUGUGUUCUGUCUCAGGAGGAGAACGAGUUGGGGCGCUUCCUGCGCUCUCAGGGCUCCCAGGACAAAAGCCGAGCGGGGAAGAUCAUGCAGGCGACAGGGAAAGCCCUCUGCUUCUCCUCUCAGCAGAGGCUGGCGUUGCGUGUCCCGCUCUGCCGCCUGUACCAGGAAGUGGAGACGUUCCGCUACCGAGCCAUCUCGGACACGUGGCUCACCGUGAACAGGAUGGAGCAGGCGAGGACCGAGUACCGUGGAGCUCUGCUGUGGAUGAAGGACAUCUCGCAGGAGUUGGACCCCGACACACACAAGCAGAUGGAGAAGUUCCGCAAGGUUCAGGCUCAGGUGCGUCUCACUAAGACCGGCUUUGACAAGCUGAAGAACGACGUUUGUCAGAAGGUGGAUUUACUGGGAGCCAGUCGAUGUAACCUGCUCUCUUACGUCCUCACGAACUACCAGGUGUGUCGCUCUCUUUCCUCUCUUUCACGCUUGUGUUACACAGCUGCUAACCAGUGCCAGUCAGUUCAUCUCUGCUCUGCUUUUCAGACUACGCUGCUGCAUUUCUGGGAGAAAACGUCUCACACCAUGGCCGCCAUUCACGAGAGCUUCAAAGGCUGCCAACCGCACGAGCUCCCGGCGCAGAAGGAGAAUAAAGGAUCUGAUCCGGGAGCAAAGAAACGGACGAAGAAACAAACCAAGACGAGAACGGAGCAAGAGGGGCCGAGUCCCGCCGUAGAAGACACGCUGAUUUCCCUGGACGAUGAGGAUCUGAAUAAGGACGCGACUCAGUCAGGAGCCGGCGUAGGAGCUCAGGAGAAGGACGCACUGAGCGUGCUCACCGAGAUCCUCAGCUCCAGUUCAGUGGAGGACGCCGAUUUCUCCCGAGAGUGGAGGGACGUGUUCGGGGAGGACGAGAGCGUGGAUGGAGGGACGUCUGCGGUCACAGAUGCUCAGCCUGGAAAGGAACAGGAGGAGGAGGAAGAAGAGUCGUUCUUCUUACCAUCACAACUCCUCGACCAGAACCUCCACAACCUGCAGUCCGCAGUGUCGGGAUGGAUUAUGGGUAAUUCACAAAGCUGCCCAGGGCCGAGUGAUCAGACCGCGGGAGCCAAUCAGAUCACAUCCAAACCGACAGCAAGAGACACCAGUGAAAGUGUGAAGGAUCGCUUUGCGUGGUUCAACCUGUUCGCCGAUCUGGAUCCUCUCACCAACCCAGACGCAGUCGGCCGAACAGACAAGGAGCACGAGCUCUUCACUGCAUGAGAGCAAAGUCCUUCAAGUAAAUUCCAUCCACUCUGCGGCCAUCUCAGAUACACUCUAAGCGUCUAAACGUCAUCUAUUUAAAAUGAGGAGAGACGCAUACAGUCGUGUGAAAAAAUAAGUACACCGCAUGGAAAUCGUUGGCUUGUUUUUGUUUUUGUUGACAUAUAUGGACAAGCAACCAUUUGAUCAUUUUUGAAACAGUGCCUAUUAAAAAAGUUGAUCUACUUGAACAAAACCGCAGGGAAAACCAGGUUUUUCAGCCAUUUAUUCAACAGAAAUAUCAAUAGACGCGAUAUUGUUCUGUGGAAAAAGUAAGUACACCCUUGGCGUCAGAAGCUAGUAUUGCGUCCUUUAGCAGAAGCCUGCUUCUUGUAGGCGUUUUGUGUAAUUGUCCAACAGGCUUGCUGGAAAUUUUUUUUACCGCUCUUCCAUGCGAUGUUCUUUCAGUUACGAGAUGUUUGAAGGUUUUCUUGCACGUUCUGCCCGUUUCAAAUCCCUCCCAGAACAUCUCGAUGGGAUUCAAACCCCGGCUUUGACUCGGCCGUUCCAUAACCUCCUGUUUAGUGUCCGGGGGAAAAAUAAAAAACCCAGAAAUGUAUGAAAUGUUCGUAUUAUGGUCUAAAGAAAUUUUUGGGAACUACUAAAUUCCCACUCCAUCCCAAAUUUAGUCAGUGUUUGUUAGCUGGCUGUCAACAUUUCAUACAGUCACUGUAGCAACCUGAAAGAAAUGUGGGACUAUUGUGUUUUGGUAUAUACAGUCAUGUGGAAAAAAAUAAGUACACCCCAUGGAGAUUGGGGUUUAUAGGAAAUGGUAAAUGGAAAUUUACAUACUUGGACAAGCAAACAUUUGAUCCUCUUUGAAGUAACGCCUAUUAAUUCAUAAGGUCGAUAUACUUGAACAAAACUGGAAGGUUACGUCAAGGUUGUGGAUGCCUGUGAGUCGGGCAAGGGAUUUAAAAAGAUCUCCAACUGAUUUGAAAUACAUCGUUCCGCUGUAAGGUAAAAUCAUCUACAAAUGGUGCGGAUUUCAAGAACGACCGUCUGAUGCAAAAAGAAGUCUCCAAGAACCCCAAUAUUUCAUCACAGGAUCUGCUAGUAAGUCUUGUGACUGUUGGUGUCAAAGUGCAUGCUUCUACAAUCAGAAACUGUGCAAAUUUGACCUGCACGGGAGGUGAGCCAGGAAAAAGCCUUUACAGGACUACAGCCUUAUGGAAUAAUGUGCUGUGGACAGACGAAUGAAAGAUAAAGUUGUCUGGCCACAGUAACAGCAGACAUGUUUGGGGUUGCCGCAUCGCCUCAGGGACUGGACAGCUUGCAUUCAUUGAUUCAACUAUGAAUCAUAUCAAAGAGUGCUCGAAGAUAAUUGUCAGGCCAUCUGUCCGAAAGUUGAAGUGGAACCGAAAGUGGACCUUAAAGUCCUAAGCACACGAGCAAAUCCACCAAGGAACGGCUCAGAAAGAAGAAAUGGAGGGUUUAAAAAAAAAAAAAAAAUCACCUUGUUAUAACAGCUGUGCGAACUGUUUCAUCAUUCCUAACGUAUUUAGCUUCAACAUCUGUGCAGUUAAGUUCGUGUUCUGAAGUACUUUAAGUACUCUAAGGACACCGUCCUCCCUGCUGAGUAAUAAUCUAAUGCUAAACCAAAAAUAAAUCAUAUGUUGUCUUACAAAAGUGAAUACACUGAAUAUUGCUAGAGAAUUUGGUUACCGGAACCGGAAGUAACGUCUCGUAACACUUUCUAUGAAGGCCAUGGUUACAGUAUAAUAACCUUUGGAAACAUUCAUAACUGUUCGUAAUGG
Molecule: messenger RNA, 3471 nt
Organism: Ictalurus punctatus (channel catfish)
Lineage: Eukaryota; Metazoa; Chordata; Actinopteri; Siluriformes; Ictaluridae
Gene: ica1
Product: islet cell autoantigen 1
Exons: 12
Coding region: 161-1675 (504 amino acids)
Biological process (GO): regulation of transport
Cellular component (GO): Golgi apparatus
Molecular function (GO): protein domain specific binding
Source: RefSeq, a predicted model, not a curated record